AUGGUACAGCCAGAAAUCAAGAACGCGUUGCAGCAAAACAGGAAUCUGGAGAAUGAUGAUGGCAUGACGCCCCUGGACACCGAAAUUGCAAGUCAUGACUGCUGCGUUGCGACAUCAAAUGUCACAGCGUGGCGCGUGCUGAAAAAUAUCAGUGGGGGCCAAGCGAAACACAAGAAGUACGAGGCCGAGUACCGUUCCUUACGGUCUGCAAUUUCUUCCAACUGCCUCUUCUUGAUCCGGAAUGUGCACUUGCGGCAGGAAGAUGAUGUGAAAAAGAGCAAGGUUGACCUGGGGGAAAUGCUCCAUCUUGCAGUCAGUUCGGCUGGGGUUGGAGAAGACAUUGUGCACUAUUUGGUCGAUCAGGGGGCCGAUGUCAACUCUAUCAGAGAUGGCUUCAGCGUGCUGGAUGCGUGUUUGGCACGGAAUGGUGUCAGCGAAAGCGUGCUGGGGAAGCAUGCAAAGCUGUGCAAGUACCAGGACUAUUCUUUGUGCACUGCUGCAAAGGAAGGCUUGGCUGGUCUGGCUCGGUACUUGGCAAACACUGCUAGAAAGGGCAGCAAAGAUGGCACGAGACAAAGAGAUGGUGGAUUUUUGCCACUACAUCUUGCCGCAAGCCGUGGACAUGCAGACACUGUCAAGGUGUUGUUGAAGGCAAAUAGCAACGUGCACGAGCAGACUGACGGUGGCUUCACCGCUCUUGAUUUGGCUUGCGAAAGCCUCGCAAAAGCCAGUCCUGGGUCAGAGGUGUAUUCCAGACUUUGCCGCACUAUCGACAUCCUGCUGUCCAGGAAUUGCAAGCUCAAGGAAUUUAGAGGAGAGCAAGAGCUCGACAAAGCCAGACAGCACAUUCAAAAGGCGGGUGCCAAAGAAGGUGGCGACAAGGAAGAACCGAGCAAAGCAGAUGUGCGGAAAGUGGCCAAGAAGAGGCGUGACGAGCAAGACGAGCCCCUGAAGACAGUUGAUAGGGAGGUAAAAGCCAAAGUCGCAGAAGAGGAAAAAAAGACCGAAAGCUACAAGGAAGCAGAGAAAUUGGCAAAAAAAGUAGCAGAAAGUCGUGAAGUGCUUCAAGCGAGCUGGAGAGGCCCAGACCGACCACUGUCUGGAAUAUAG
Molecule: messenger RNA, 1110 nt
Organism: Cladocopium goreaui
Lineage: Eukaryota; Dinophyceae; Suessiales; Symbiodiniaceae
Source: the annotation of a GenBank genome assembly